UUAGACAAGUAAUAUACUAUACCACGGCUAUAGACUCCCAACAAUAGGGUUUUGUUAUUCCGAGACGUUUUCAUCUCUACGGGGCCUCUAUUGGUGUUUCUCAUCGGCAAGAUACACAGGAUCUUUUCGAUCCACAAUUCGGAAUAUUUUAAUUUGUACAAGUAAAACAAAUAAAAAAGAAGAAAUGGAUUAUAUCGGAGUUAUAAUUCUCGCGGCCAUAUCAGCGACCAUCACAAUGGUUCAAUGCCGAUCUUUAUCAGGCACAAGUCAAAAACUGCAUUACACGGAUGCUCACCAUUCACUGCAUCGGCUGGUCCGAAGCACAACCCACACACACUUGGAAGAUUUUGAAAUCGCUGUUCCUGAACUGAUAGAUGAUGCUGGAAAUCAUCUUACACACUCGUUACAUCAAACCAGGGUUCGUCGUAGUCUCUCUGAAGAAGAUCAAUCGCAUAUUUUCAAAAUAUCAGCUCACGGACACGAUUUCCAUGUUGAACUUUCAGAAAACAACAAUCUCUUAUUUGCUCCCACAUUCGCGGUAAAGAGAAUCCGCAGGGAUGCAACGACGGGAAUUUUGAAAGAACAUGAAGAAAGAAGCAACGGACUUGACUGUCAUUAUACAGGAAAAAUGUUGUCUCACCAAAACAGGACAACGGCCAUCAGCACUUGUGAUGGACUGUCUGGACUACUCAGAACUGGAGAAGACGAUUUCAUUAUUGAGCCAAUAUCACCGGAAAUUACAAGCCAUUUCCCUUCUCCCCAACAUCCCCAUAUCAUCUACAAACGAAAACACCUGGGAAACGGAAAGAAUGGAAAACAAAAACUUCACUAUUGCGGAAAGCAAAAAAGACAUCCAACAGCAAUAUUGGAAGACGCGGACGCCCAAAUUCGGCAAUUGUCAGAUGGUGCAAUCGUUGUCAAAACCCCAAAACAAGUUGAACAUGAAUAUGGCAGAAAUCCACACUUCGAUGAUGUAGAUGAGGACCCUAUAAAACUUGGCCGCCACAAACGUUCAGCGGAUCCUUGGGCCGCACAACGUCCUGGAUACCAAAGAAGAAGAGUCGUCGAAACACUGGUUGUUGCCGACAGACAACUCGUUAAAAAUCACGAAAACGACCGAGUUGACGUCACAACAUACAUAUUAACAGUAAUGAAUAUGGUAACUAGUCUUUUCAAAGAUGGGACCCUCGACGGAAACAUAGAUAUUGUUUUGAUCGGUAUAACUCUUAUGGAAGAUGACAAGGAACUAAGAUUGGACCACCGGGCUGAUAAAUCGUUGUCAAGCUUCUGUCAUUGGCAGACAAAAGCAAACACGACCACCGGUAGAAAACCUGAUCAUUCUAUUUUACUCACGGGCAUAGACAUCUGUAUUGAUAGAAAUCAACCAUGCGACACUUUAGGUCUUGCUCAGAUUGGAGGAAUGUGCAGUCGAUCGGACAGUUGUACAAUCAACGAAGACAUGGGUCUCGGACUCGCUUUCACAGUUGCCCAUGAAACAGGACAUAGUUUUGGUAUGAAACACGACAGCCAAGGGAAUUCAUGUAGCAAAAGAGGUGGACAUAUCAUGUCACCCACAUUAAAUACACUUAAUGGUGUGUUCACUUGGUCAUCAUGUAGUCGGAAAUCAUUGCAACAAUUUUUGAAGUCUGACCAUUCCAGCUGCCUCGACGAUGCGCAAAGUUCAGUUCCAACUUCUUUAACGGCAAGAACAAAACGACAAGAACUACCCGGGCAAAUUUAUAGCGCCAAUGAUCAAUGCAGAAUGCAGUUUGGCUAUGGUGUCAAACUUUGUUAUUUUCGGCACAUUGGAAAUAUGAAAUCAGUUUGCAAAUCUCUCUGGUGCCAAAGAAGUAACGGAGUUUGUGAAACAAAAUUUAUGCCAGCUGCUGAAGGAACAUCAUGCGGUCGAAAUCAGUGGUGUAGAAGAGGCGAAUGCGUUCCACGGGGAUCCUCUGGGCCACAAGCAGUUAACGGAGGCUGGUCGGAAUUCGGACCUUGGUCCGACUGUAGCAGAACUUGUGGUGGUGGUGUUACUUAUCAAGAACGUAUUUGCAACAGUCCAACUCCGAAAUAUGGUGGUCGAUAUUGCGAAGGAGAAGAUAAAAUCUACUCAUUGUGCAAUACUAUGGAAUGCCCUCCAUCGGCACUUGACUUCAGAGCACAACAAUGCGCCGAAUUUAACAGUAAACCUUACCGCAGACAAUACUUCAGCUGGGUGCCGUAUACAAAAUAUUGGAAAUAUGACUUCAACAAAUGCGAAUUAUUAUGCGAAGCCGAAGGAUAUAAAUUUUUUGACCUACUAGCCCCCCAAGUGAAGGACGGCACAUCAUGUAGUGAUGACUCCAAAGAUGUAUGCAUCGCUGGCCAAUGCACGCAUGUUGGAUGUGACAACAUUCUCAAUUCAAACGCGACCGUCGACGCCUGUGGGGUAUGUAACGGCGAUAACUCAACGUGUAGAUUCGUUAACGGGACCUUUGAUGAUUAUGUGCCUGACAGCGGGUAUUACCACGUUACAAGAAUUCCCGAAGGAGCCAGUUCUAUUCAGAUAUGGGAAGAGAAGUGUUGCACACAUACUUACAUCUCUGUGAAGAGUGCACGCGACCCAACGAGGUAUUACUUGAAUGGCAAUUGGAGAGUGGAUUUGUUCGGCGAACUUACUUUCGCUGGAGCGAAAUGGCAAUACCGAAGACAAACUUUGGAGAACGAGAUUCUGUCAACAAACGGUCCAAUAGACGAGGAUUUAAUUAUAGAGGCGCUGAUUGUAAGAGAAAAUCCUGGAAUAGCUUAUUCGUAUGCAAUGAAAGAAAUUGAUAACUCUCUACCUCACAUGCCUGUGGAAAUUCAUACCUAUUCCUGGGGAAAAGAACGAUCUGCUUGUUCCAAGUCUUGUGCAGGAGGCCAACAAGAUGUCGUUGCGGUAUGCAUUGAAGAUGGAUUAACCAAAGUCGAUGAUAAUCUUUGUACUUCAUCUCCGAAGCCAGGGAAAAGAACAGAGAUAUGUAAUUCUGAACCAUGUCCUGCUGGAUGGGCGACCGAGGAAUGGAGCGAAUGUAGUCGAACAUGUGGUGGUGGUUUACAAACAAGAAGAGUUACAUGCAGGCGAAACACUACCGACGGUGAAGAAUACGUAGCGCCUAACCAUUGCGACUUGUCAAAUAAGCCAAUGAGAAAUCAAAUUUGCGCCAAAGAAGAAUGUCCAGCCGAUUGGAAAGCGGGAACUUGGUCUCAGUGCUCCAAAACGUGCGGUCGAGGUAUCCGCACGCGACCAGUGUCUUGUCGAAGCGGAAUGCGAAAGGUGCCCGAAAACAGAUGUGACAAAGCACGGAAACCACAUUAUCGACAAACAUGCCUGGUAGCCUACUGCCGGAGAAAACAAUUUCAGUGGUUCAUAACUGCGUGGAGAAGAUGUUCUGUAACCUGCGGCGAAGGACAACAAACUCGACAGCUGAAAUGCAGUUACAAAGACAGAACUGGGAGGUACAAAUCUGUAAACGCCAGAAAAUGUGGACACGCUAAGAAGCCUAAUCUGUCACUUGUUAGGACUUGCUCUAAACGCGCCUGCCCAACGAUUACAACGUUGCCCGAAACAACCAGACAACCGACAACCAGUCAACCGAGAAGAAUGACGUCACCAUCUAGACACGUGACACACCAACAUCACAAAGUACAAUCUGGGAAAUGGAUCUCAUCAUCCUGGCGACAGUGCUCAGUUUCGUGUGGUGGUGGUCGUCAAGUUAGGACAGUGAAAUGUAUGCUUGGAGGAAAUCUGUCGAUAUCGUGCUCCAGUAGCGAUAGGCCGUUGAAUGCGAGAGCAUGUAACACAUAUCAAUGUCCGACAAUAAAGAAAAAAGAAGAACCCCUCUGUGAAGAUAAGUAUAAAUGGUGUUACCUCGUACCUCAGCACAACACUUGUUCUCAUAAGUUCUUUGGACCACAAUGCUGCAAAUCUUGCAAAGGUGUUUGAACACAUUCACAUAAGCGGGUUUCAUAAUAAUAAUAAAACCGUGUGGAAUCUAUUUCACCGGUACAAAACCGAGCUCGAGUAUUCUGUGAGAGGAGAGAACCAACCAUGUGUGUGAUCUUGCCCGGAAGUUUCACCGAUUCUGUGAGCUGGAAAUAAAGCCUUUCGCCGGUCUCGAUUGGCUGUUUACGCAACUAUCACGCCGGCCCUGGUGGCCAUUACCGCGUGACUUCAUCAACUUCAUAAACAACUUCAUCAAAAGCUAAAUUAAGAACAAGUUUUGACUGAAAAAUUUAAUUAUCUGAUACUCCUUACUAACUAAUUCAGAACAACUUUCAACUGUUUAUUUUGUGUAUUUAAUUUUGUUACUUUAUUAUAUACAGUGACUUCAUAUAUUGUACUGAUUUUUACGUUUUUCCCCUUUGUUUUGUUUUCAAAUUUUUGUUGUCAACAAGUCGAUAACUCGCUCUUCAAUUGCGUCAUAUUUUAGCGUGAAAGGCUUUCGGCAUUUUUUGGUUACGCUGUGCCUAUUGUAACGUAAAUUUGCUAUCCUGCAUGUCUUGACUGUGCGUUUUAAUAUCGAAAUGACUUCCAAUUAUUUCAAUACUUCCCGUUGGAAAAUGUUUUGUUAAUUUUCUGGAAUCCAUCUAAUGCUAUGUUUUGUGAUAUUUUUUUCAGCCAAACAUUUGGACAUCGACUGGUUCGAUGAGGAUUUGUUUUAUAUUAUUUUGUCAUGUAUUUUUUGAAUGCAUCAUAUCAUGCGAAAAAUUAUUCUAAUGUUCGUUAUUUUACAGUUGCAUUACUACAGAUACGUCCGAAAAGUUCUGAAACUAUUUUCACCCCACAAUGUAAAAUUUAGUAUAAAUGAAUAACGUGAUAGAUUAUUAAAUUGUGAUUCAUGUCCUGAAAAAUUAGCCUUUCAAUUAAAUAUUCUAAUGAAUAUUUUAACUUUAUGAAUUAGCUAUUUUUUGCCCGCUACGAUAGGCAAGCAUACGAUUGCUAUUCUUUAACAUUCCCAUGACUAGCACCGUGAUUUACCCUUUGGUUCUUGUCUUAUGGCUUAUAUGUUUCUUGAUGGUUACCGACCAAACGAAACAUUCCCUUUUUGUAUCAUUCCAUAUGAAUUUCUAUCUCACCAACUUCACUUUAUUUUGAUAUAUUUUUGACUUUGAAAUUCACUGUGCUUUUUCGUAUUAUUUAUUUUCCUUACUGUUCUGUAAUAUUAAUUAUUAUCACUUAUUAUUUUUACUAUAUUUUCUUUACUUGUUUCUGAUAUUUAUAUCGCAGUAUAUUUUCAACAUCGCCACUGAAUAGCGCGUUUUAUA
Molecule: messenger RNA, 5286 nt
Organism: Styela clava
Lineage: Eukaryota; Metazoa; Chordata; Ascidiacea; Stolidobranchia; Styelidae
Product: A disintegrin and metalloproteinase with thrombospondin motifs 18-like
Biological process (GO): extracellular matrix organization; proteolysis
Cellular component (GO): extracellular matrix
Molecular function (GO): metalloendopeptidase activity
Source: RefSeq, a predicted model, not a curated record